Molecule: messenger RNA, 9100 nt
Organism: Phascolarctos cinereus (koala)
Lineage: Eukaryota; Metazoa; Chordata; Mammalia; Diprotodontia; Phascolarctidae
Source: RefSeq, a predicted model, not a curated record
AUGAGUGUAUGCGUGUGUGAGUGCAUGUGUGUGAGUGUUGUUGGUGCCCGGGACCAAAAUCUCCCUAGCUGUUGGCUGAAAUAUGGAGAAUAGUCUUGGAUGUGUUUGGGUACCAAAGCUGGCUUUUGUACUCUUCGGGGCUUCCCUACUCAGCUUGCAUCUUCAAGUCACCGGUUCCCAGAUUAAGAGUUUUACAUCCCUCCGGUUCCUGUCAGAGCCUUCUGAUGCUGUCACCAUGCGGGGAGGUAAUGUGCUUCUGAACUGCUCCGCAGAGUCUGACAGAGGAGCUCCAGUUAUCAAGUGGAAGAAGGAUGGUGCCCACUUAGCCCUAGCAAUGGAUGAACGGAAACAGCAACUGCCGAAUGGCUCCCUGUUAAUACAAAAUAUAGUCCACUCCAGGCACCAUAAACCAGAUGAAGGUCUAUACCAGUGUGAAGCAUCACUAGGAGAUUAUGGGGCAAUUGUCAGUCGAACAGCUAAAGUUUCAGUGGCAGGGCCAUUGCGGUUUCUUUCUCAAACGGAAUCUGUCACAGCCUUCAUGGGAGACACAGUAUUACUAAAAUGUGAGGUUGUAGGGGAGCCAAUGCCAACAAUACAUUGGCAGAAGAAUGAAGAAGACCUGGUUCUAAGUCCUGGUGAUUCUCGGAUAGUUACAUUGCCCUCUGGAGCUUUACAGAUUAGCAGACUUCAACCAGGAGACAAUGGAAUCUAUCGAUGCCUUGCCAGAAAUCCAGCUAGCUCAAGAACUGGAAAUGAAGCAGAAAUUAGAAUUUUAUCAGAUCCAGGUUUACACAGACAACAGUUUUUCCUGCAGAGACCUUCCAAUGUGGUAGCUAUCGAAGGAAAAGAUGCCAUUCUAGAGUGUUGUGUUUCUGGGUAUCCUCCACCGAGUUUUACCUGGAUUCGAGGAGAGGAAGUGAUCCAAGUCAGGUCCAGAAAGUAUUCUUUAUUAGGUGGCAGCAACUUACUUAUUUCCAAUGUGACAGAUGAUGAUACUGGGACAUACACUUGUGUUGUCACCUACAAAAAUGAGAACAUCAGUGCCUCUGCAGAGCUCACAGUAUUGGUUCCACCAUGGUUUUUAAUUCACCCUUCAAAUCUCUAUGCCUAUGAGAGUAUGGACAUUGAGUUUGAGUGUGCUGUCUCGGGAAAGCCUGUGCCUACAGUGAACUGGAUGAAGAAUGGAGAUGUGGUCAUACCUAGUGAUUAUUUUCAGAUAGUGGGUGGCAGCAAUUUGCGGAUCCUUGGAGUAGUAAAGUCAGAUGAAGGUUUUUAUCAAUGUGUAGCUGAGAAUGAUGCUGGGAAUACACAGACCAGUGCCCAGCUAAUCAUCCCUGAACCUGCUACCCCAAGUUCCAGUGUCCUCCCCUCUGCACCCCGAGAUGUGGUCCCUGUCUUGGUUUCCAGUCGCUUUGUUCGUCUCAGCUGGCGUCCACCUGCAGAUGCAAGAGGGAAUAUUCAGACUUUCUCCGUCUUCUUUUCCAGAGAAGGUGACAACAGGGAGCGAGCAUUGAAUACAACCCAGCCUGGGUCCCUUCAACUUACAGUGGGAAACCUGAAGCCAGAAGCAACUUACACAUUCCGAGUUGUGGCCUAUAAUGAACGGGGACCAGGGGAGAGUUCUCAGCCUAUUAAGGUGGCCACCCAGCCUGAAUUGCAAGUCCCAGGGCCAGUUGAAAACCUGCAAGCUAUAUCUACCUCACCUACCUCAAUUCUUAUUUCCUGGGAACCCCCUGCCUAUGCAAAUGGUCCAGUCCAAGGUUACAGAUUGUUCUGUACUGAGGCUUCUACUGGAAAAGAACAGAAUAUAGAGGUUGAUGGACUGUCUUACAAGCUAGAAGGGUUGAAAAGAUUUACCGAGUAUACCCUUCGAUUUCUGGCUUAUAAUCGAUAUGGGCCAGGGGUAUCCACCGAUGAUCUCACAGUUGUGACACUUUCUGAUGUACCCAGUGCUGCCCCUCAGAACAUAUCCUUGGAAGUGGUUAAUUCAAGGAGUAUCAAAGUGAGUUGGCUACCUCCACCACCAGGUACACAAAAUGGAUUUAUUACUGGUUAUAAAAUCCGACAUAGAAAGACAACCCGCCGAGGUGAGAUGGAAACACUAGAGCCAAACAACCUCUGGUACUUGUUCACAGGACUAGAAAAAGGAAGUCAAUACAGUUUCCAAGUGGCAGCCAUGACAGUCAAUGGUACUGGUCCUUCCUCAGACUGGUAUACAGCUGAGACACCAGAGAACGAUCUUGAUGAGUCCCAAGUUCCUGACCAACCAAGCUCUCUUCAUGUCAGACCCCUGACCACCAGCAUUGUAAUGAGUUGGACCCCUCCACUCAACCCAAACAUUGUUGUCCGAGGGUACAUCAUUGGAUAUGGUGUGGGAAGCCCUUAUGCAGAGACAGUACGUGUGGACAGCAAGCAGCGGUACUAUUCCAUUGAAAAGUUAGAGCCAAGUUCCCAUUAUGUAAUCUCCCUAAAAGCCUUUAACAAUGCGGGAGAGGGAGUUCCUCUCUAUGAAAGUGCCACCACCAGAUCUAUGACAGAUCCCAUUGACCCAUUGGAAGCUGAUUUUUAUCCUUUACCUGAUGAUUUCCCUACCUCAGUCCCAGAUAUCUCCACCCCCAUGCUCCCACCAGUAGGUGUUCAGGCUGUUGCACUUACCCACGAUGCUGUGAGGGUCAGCUGGGCAGACAACUCUGUCCCUAAGAAUCAGAAAACAACUGAAGUUCGGUUUUACACCGUCCGAUGGAGGACCAGCUUUUCUGCAAGUGCAAAAUAUAAGUCAGCAGAUAUAACAUCUCUGAGUCACACAGCAACAGGCCUUAAACCAAACACUAUGUAUGAAUUCUCAGUCAUGGUAACCAAAGGUCAAAGAUCAAGUACAUGGAGUAUGACUGCGCACGCCACCACAUAUGAAGCAGCUCCAACUUCUGCACCCAAGGAUCUGACAGUCAUUACUCGGGAAGGGAAGCCUCGAGCUGUCAUUGUGAGCUGGCAGCCUCCUUUAGAAGCUAAUGGAAAAAUCACUGCUUACAUCCUCUUUUAUACUUUGGACAAAAAUACACCAAUUGAUGACUGGAUUAUGGAAUCAAUCAGUGGUGAUCGACUGACUCAUCAAAUUAUGGAUCUUAACCUUGACACUGUGUACUACUUUAGAAUCCAAGCCCGAAAUUCCAAAGGAGUGGGGCCUCUCUCUGACCCCAUUGUUUUCAGAACAUUAAAAGUGGAGCACCCUGACAAAAUGCCUAAUGACCAAGGUCGUCAUGGAGAUGGAGGUUAUUGGCCAGUUGACACAAAUUUGAUAGACAGAAGCACACUUAAUGAGCCACCGAUAGGACAGAUGCACCCCCCACAUGGCAGUGUCACUCCUCAGAAGAACAGCAACUUGCUUGUGAUCGUCGUUGUCACUGUUGGGGUCAUCACAGUAUUGGUGGUGGUGAUUGUAGCUGUGAUAUGCACCAGACGCUCUUCAGCCCAGCAAAGAAAGAAACGAGCCACCCAUAGUGCUGGUAAAAGGAAGGGAAGCCAAAAAGACCUACGGCCUCCUGAUCUUUGGAUUCAUCAUGAAGAAAUGGAGAUGAAGAACAUUGAAAAGCCGUCUGGCUCAGACCCGGCAGGAAGGGAUUCACCAAUCCAGGGUUGCCAGGACAUCACGCCAGUCAGCCACAGCCAAUCAGAAACACAGCUGGGAAGCAAGAGCACGUCCCAUUCAGGUCCUGAUGCUGAAGAAGCUGGAAGCACUAUGUCUACACUAGAGCGAUCACUUGCAGCCCGAAGAGCCACUCGGGCCAAACUGAUGAUUCCAAUGGACUCCCAGCCAAACAACCCCACUGUUGUUAGUGCCAUCCCAGUGCCAACGCUAGAAAGUGCCCAGUACCCAGGAAUCUUGCCAUCUCCAACAUGUGGAUACCCCCAUCCCCAGUUCACUCUCCGCCCUGUGCCAUUCCCAACACUUGCUGUUGAUCGAGGCUUCGGAACAGGAAGAAGUCAGUCGGUUAGUGAAGGACCAGCGCCCCAGCAACCUCCCAUGUUGCCCCAGACACAGCCUGAGCACUCCAGCAGUGAGGAGGCUCCGAGUAGGACCAUCCCCACAGCCUGUGUUCGACCCACUCAUCCACUCCGCAGCUUUGCCAACCCCUUGCUACCUCCUCCAAUGAGUGCAAUAGAACCAAAAGUCCCUUACACACCACUUUUGUCUCAGACAGGUCCUACCCUGACCAAGACUCAUGUGAAAACAGCUUCCCUCGGAUUAGCAGGAAAGGCCAGGUCUCCUUUGCUUCCCGUGUCAGUACCCACAGCCCCUGAAGUGUCUGAAGAAGGCCACAAGCAGCUGGAGGAUCCAGCCAGCGUAUAUGAGCAGGAUGAUUUGAGUGAACAAAUGGCAAGUUUGGAAGGGCUAAUGAAGCAACUCAAUGCCAUCACAGGCUCAGCCUUCUAAAAGCUGUGAAUUGAGAAGGUGGAUUAUCCAGGAUCAUGCAGCAUAUCAGGAUUUCAUUCACAGAAAGAUGUGCCCACAAACACCUGCACACACAAAACACAUCACCUGAUCCCCAGUACUGUCUAGUGAAAGGAAGAUCCUCAAGUGGUUUGGAGAGGUACAUGCCACCCAUCUAAUGCCCAUUGUGCAUCUCAAAGUUCUCGAAACGGAGACAACAACCUCAUCAACAACAAAGGAGUGUCUCGAAGCAAGAUCAAGGUUAAAGUCUCUGGAGUAUCUCUGGCCCUUGGCUUUGAUCAGCUAGCCACACAUAGUAACUACAUUUGCAUAAAUAGUGCAUCUGUUUCCCAUAAUCAGGGCCUGCAGCUCUGUAGAUUUUGUUUUGUUUUCUUUUGUUUUGUUUUUUAACUGUGUCAGUCUAGUAUUACAACAUGCAAGUGCAUUGUUUAAACCUGUUCCAUGUCAUGGUCAAAUCAGUGGAGAUCACUUGUCUUUUACUUUCAACCACAAAACACCCCUGGGAAAUUCUUACUACACAGCACCAAAGGAUUGGAUGUAUUCCCCAACAGCACAAAAAAAAAAAAUAAACAAAAACAAAAGAGACAGUGAAUGCCUAUUGUUUUAUAACUCAGUCAUUUGUCUUGCACAAGUGGUGGGUGUUAGCAAGUGGCUGUAAAAUUUCACCCAUUUUCCUCAAGUAUUUGUAUAUCCACUCUUGGUUAGCAUUUAUGUCUGGAGAACAGAAAAUAGAACAUAAAAAAUCUGCAAUGGGUGGCAUCCUGCCAGCUACAGUGCAUUUUUGGAAAGAGGAUACAAUAUGCAAUCUUCUCACACACACGGUAAUUAUGAGCUUAAGCUUGUAAUAGAACACUUUUCAACAUGGGUGGCUUUGGGGCCAUACCACACUGUGAUGACAUUUCAAAGCUUCACCAAGGCCAUCCUUCUUCAGGCGCCCAGGCAGGACUGAAGGCCUUCCUUCUUCCCCAGAGACUCUGUCCUCCCCAAAAGAUGGCUGACUUCAUAAUCUGCCUGGCAAGGAUACCAGUGAUCUCUUCACUCCUUGUCAGAAACAGCAAACUGAUGAAGUGCAGACCGGAAGGAAGCCAAGGCAGAGCUCUUCACUCAAGAGGACUGCCUCCUUGGGCCCUUCUUGAUUCUCCUGACAGGUCACUGAAACAACUGGACCCGGCCACACAUUGGCCAAUGGUGACCACUGAGGCCUAUUGCUGUGAUGAGCUCCAGGCUGUCAGGGAGUAGAGGGAAAGGCCCCAUUUGACACUUAUGAAACUUCAUAAAUCCAAUGGAUCCUUUUCAAAGUUGUGUCUCAUGAUUCAGGAGGUAUUUCCGAGUGGCAUCUUCAUUCUCUGCUAGAAUUUUAACUUUAUAUUACCGUGUUUAUCAACAACUUUUAACUGGUUGAAUUAAGAACAUUUUGUGUGUACACUUUCAGUUGCUGAAUUUUUAGCCGGCAUUCAAAGUUAAUCCCUGUUUAUGCAGCUGAAUCACCAAAAGGGAGCUAAUUUGCAUAUUUAUCAGUUAGGAGAGAGCAAAACCCAAUAAGAAAGUUUCAGCUGAAUUAUUCCAUUCAGCGCUGCCUUUGAUUUCAAGCUUGAGUGGGUCAUAAUUUUAAAGGAGCAUGGAAGGGAUAGGAUCUUUACAACCUAAUAGCUCCUUUUAUUAGGUGGGUAAUUAUAUACGAAUCCCUGAAUGAAAUAUUUUGAGCAAAAUGGCAACGUAACGGAAGUAAUAAUUCAGAUUAUUUUUUUACAGUUUUACGUCAGGAAGGAAAUCUGAUGUCAAAGAGAGAGCUCAUUCAAAUCAUUCAUUAGAAAAUCUGAUCCUUUUGUGAAAUUGUUCCUUCAACAAGAGUGCUGGUUGUUUUUCAAUUUGCUAAAAUUUUAUUUAAGUCCUUCUUAAGAAUUAAGUAGUAUUACCUGUAUGAGGGCAUUUGCUCCUAUUUUUGUUGACAUCAGGGGCAUUUGGGAUUCUGGAAGUCUGGUCCUUUGGAGUGGGGCAUUCCCCAUGCAAGCAUUCAAUCUCUUCAGAAUCGACCAACCACUUUGAUAUAAAGAUAAUAAUAGAGAUACCUUGUGUCCUUAAUAGAGUCCCUUAUUCCCCUAGGACAGCCUUCCUUUUAAAGUCAUAGCAUAGCAGUAUGACUUUAAAGGUACCUAAUCCCACCAAGAUGAUGUCCUCAGUCUUCAAGAUUUGUUUGGUCCCACAUCUUGAAUCCAAGGCAUUUAGCUAUCUACUAUGUCAGAUGAACAUAACCAGUUCAAGAGAACUGGCUAGCAUCUUCAUAAAAAUUCUCAGUACCUCCAAUCCAGGCCAGUCAUCUUUGGAAAUGAGAUGGAAAGGUGAGAACAAUUCAGAUCUUUUUGAUUUGGUUUUGGAUGAGUUCUGGAUAUGGGAGACAGUUUGGAGAAUUUGUUUCAGAGGCCUUGUGUUUUCUAAAUGUUCUUGGUCCUUGUUCAUAUAUUUUUUUUUAAACAUUAAAAUGUUUUUUGUGGUAGUGGUAAAGUCUCACUAAACAGUAGUAAAAUAAGUGUCCGUGCCAGGCCUUAGUGUAGAGGACAAGUCAAAGAGUAUGACCGUGAGAUACAAAUUCUUUAAGCCCCAAAUCCAUAUGGCUGAUGUAGCAUAUGUAGAACUGUGGUUCCCCAAACCGUUCCUGGAAGGCUACAGCUUACCUACUCAGGGUUUUCAGGUAACUCUUUAAUUUUCCCAGUCCCCUAAUCUCUUGACAAGAAGUAACCUGUGAAUGGUGGAAGUGACCUCUGUUACGCUCCAGCUCCCAACUGAGUUUAGGCAGUAUCAGACUUUUCAGACCUAUAAAUCUCUGAGUCCCAUAGGGUUCCACUUGACAGCUAAGCCAGAUACUCCAGCACUGGGACUUAAAUACAGCUUGGCAGUGUGCCCUUUAACCCCACAUUCACAGAAGCCAAACUAUCAGGCAAGCCCCUAUUUCUGAGUACUUUCCUACUUUUACCCAAUAGGAAAGGUUUUCCCAAGAAACUUCUAUGUAUGUCACAGACAAGCAAAUAUAGAGAGCUCAAAAUAAGUAAAGUGCUUUCCAGUGGUAUGGUACCAGAAGUUAAAUAGUUCUUUGUAAUGUACAUUCAGUACCUACCCAGCUGUAGUGCUUCUGUUCAUAUAACAGAAACGUAAUCUACUGACAUACUUAAAGUGUACACUGGAACUAAAUCAGAAAGACCUUUAUGCACCAUAACUUUAAACCCUAAUAAAUUUGAGGAAAACAAAUCAGCUUAGGACCCUAAGAGGUGAAUUUAUAAUGGCUACAAUGUCUUGUGAUGGAAAUAGAAUCUGCUAGUCCCUUUAAGUAAAUUGUAAUGCGUAUCAGUGGGCUGUUUGGUGGCUUGCCCUGGUGGAAACAAAUGGAAUUUUUAGCUUCAUGACAAUAGCCACUUAGCUUGAACUCAGAGUUCAUAGUCAACAUUUAGGACCGUAAAGCUUGGUUCUUUGCUUUUCUAAUCAAGGGCCCACAGUACAGGGGACCCACUGAGGCUGCCCAGGAGGCUACUAUUGCCUAUUCUUGAUAUUGGCUCAUUCGGUUGGAUUCAACAGAAUGAGCUUCCAAAAUCUUGCUACAACUUAAUAGAGGAGUGCUAAGAUGGCAACUGGGUUGCAAUUCGCAGAAAACCAGGCUGCCUCCAAAGUCCUGCCUGAAUAAAAAAAGGAGUCCAGAUUUAGCAUUCCCUGCAGUGUGUCCACUUGUACUUUAUGAACAAGCCAGGAAAAAGAAGACAGUGCACAGCCUCACAGCUGUAUCUGUAUGUUUUUGGUUUUCUUUUUGCUUUUUUUGGUUUUUACAGCAAAAAUCAACUUUCAUGAGCUUCCAGACAGAUCCAAAGCAGGGUCUAGUCCCCUGCUUUUGUCCUAAAUCAUUUCAUGACGCCCUCAUUACUGAGAUGCCCAGAUUGGUAUUCUGCCUCUGCCUACUGCCAAUGCAAAAAAGAUCUCACAAAAUGCUAGAAACUCAAAAGCAGUUCAUAAAAUCAAAUCUGCACAAGAAUUCCUUUGUUGUCAUUUCUAGAACAAUAUGUUGCAUAGCUGUUUACAGUUGGUAUUACUAUGGUGACUUGCAGAAGUGACUUUUAUAUUGCACUGGAAACCUUUCACCCAGUGAGCCCAAUAUUAAAGUCUCAAAUGUAAUAUUUUGGAAAGUCACAGGUAGGGCACCCAGUGCUGUCAUAUUCCAUUGCAUCCCAAAGCACUGGUAUCCAUGGAUCAAAAUACUUUGUUAUCCAAAUAUUCAAUUUCAAAAUGUAUUGCUUCUGAAAUGGAAUGCCAGGGUGUUCUGUGCCGAGUGAAGCUAUACAGGAGACAAAGCCCAUGCCCAGAAAAGCAAUUCAAUAUUAUUACUUCCAUUCUGGAGUCUCUUAUGUCUCCAUCUCUGGUGACUAAUUUUUGCCAGGUCUGACUUCUGGUGUGCUCUCUGAAGGCUUUCUCUCCCCUUGCUCUCAGUAGAGACCAUUCAUUUAAGCAUUGUCAUUCCAUUUUGUUUCAUUUUACUUUUGGCUGGACUGGAGAGCAGCAAUCACCAGCGGCCUAAUGUCAUGAGCAAAAUGUCAUGGGGCUGAUGGAUCUCACUGUAUGCUGUACAUGUACUUUCAAAUGCAAGCAAGCAAUGUUGGGGAGAGGAGGAGG